AUAAAAAGGAGUUCCUGGAGAACUAAAUGGUUUUAGACUGAACAGUGAUAAAACAGUGACCACUUAUACUCAUACAUGGUUUCUGCUACACAGACUCAUUCAGAGGUUACAAACAUUUAUUGACAUUGUCUUCAGAAUGAACAAGAAAACUACACUGGACAUUGUCUGCUACACCAUCAUUGUUCUCUUAGGCACCACUGGGAACUCUCUGGUCGUCUGGGUUGCCGGCGUCCGUAUGAAACCCAGCAUCACCAACGUAUGGCUGAUCAACCUCGCCGUGGCUGACCUGAUCUUUUGCGUGACACAAAUGACCUCUCUUAUCAACAUUUUCAUUGGCUACUGGCCAUUUGGAACAUUUAUCUGCAAGUUAACUGGCUUUUUAAAUUAUGCCAACAUAUUCUGCAGUGUUUUUCUUCUGGCUGUCAUCAGUGUGGAUCGAGUGAUCUGUGUGUGGUGCCCAAUAUUUGCCAGGAGGAAACGGACUUUAUAUGCUGCUCGUGUGGUCAGCUUGGGGGUUUGGAUUGUGGCAGGGAUCUUCAGUGUACCAAACUUUGUCUUUUGGAAGGUCCACACUGUUCAGAACAACAGCAAGUGCUUAAUGAAGGAAAAACUAAUUGUCAAUGAUGGAUAUUCAGCAAAGUAUGCUUACUACUUAAUUCGCUUCUUUUGUGGAUUUCUGUUUCCUUUCCUGGUGAUCUUCAUCUGCUACACACUGGCUGCUAUUGGGAUUCGAAGAACGAGAUUCUCCGGCAAAUCAAGGUCUCUCCCGAUUCUUGUUUUAUUGGUUUUUGCAUUUUUCUUAUGCUGGGCACCUUUUCACAUACUACGUCUUUGUAAGCUAAUAAAUCAAAACAAGACAUAUGUGAGAUGGCAUACGGCUUCAAACCUAGCCUAUUUUAACAGCUGUCUAAACCCAAUGUUGUACUUCUUUAUGGGACUGAAUCUCAGGCGACGCAGCGGUCAAAGCCUGUUAGGGAUUUUUCUCAAAGCUCUUACUGAAGAAAGCCAAAAUCUGUCACAGAAGAUGAAGGAACGUUCAGUUGGGCCUUCAUCACAAGAAAUAAAAACUGUGUCAUCGCAGUGUUAAGUUACUUUUAGAUACAGAUUUUAAACGAUUG
Misgurnus anguillicaudatus (oriental weatherfish) is the source of this 1118-nucleotide messenger RNA. Lineage: Eukaryota; Metazoa; Chordata; Actinopteri; Cypriniformes; Cobitidae. The record is from RefSeq and is a predicted model, not a curated record.